AGUUUUUGAUUUCCGAGUGGCCUGGAAGGCAUCACCGGCUCCGCCUGAGUUGAAUCAGAGUCAGUGGAGACACCUGUGAGAGCAGCAGGUGCUCCCAGUGCGUCUGUUGUGAUCUGAAGGAAAGAAUACAGAUAACUGCAGCUUGGGUUCAUCACUGACGAGGUAAAUCAGGAGGAUGAGGUACUUUACGUCUAAUUUAGUCUUCACCACUGGGCUGAUUAUGGGAUUUCUUUCCCUUCGCUUUCUGAUGGACGCGCACUUCUCAGUAGAGAGAGUCGCAUAUGUCAAGCAUGAAGUCAAACACGAUUUACAGCAUGUGCAUACAGUUGAGAACAAGAGCUCCACAGCCAAUUCCUCCAACACAGUACGGAUCUUGUGCUGGAUCAUGACGGGACCCAAGUUCUUGCAAUCCCGCACCAAGCACAUCAAGGAAACAUGGGCCAAGCACUGCAACAAAGUGCUGUACAUGAGCUCCGCCAAGACCGACUUCCCCACCGUGGAGCUUAACGUGACUGAAGGGAGGGAAAACCUGUACUGGAAGACCAUCCGCGCCUUUCAGUACAUCUACCAGCACCACCUGGACGAAGCGGACUGGUUCCUGAAAGCAGACGACGACACGUUUGUGGUCGUAGAGAAUCUACGCUACAUCUUGUCCAAAUACGAUACGGAAAAGCCGUUGUACUUGGGCAGAAGGUUUAAACCAUUCGUCAAGCAAGGCUACAUGAGUGGAGGAGCAGGUUAUGUCCUCAGUAAGGAGGCGCUGAGAAGAUUUAUCAAAGGGUUCAAUACUGGGAAGUGUACCCACUUCUCUACCAUAGAGGACAUGGCUCUCGGGAAGUGUAUGGAGACGAUGAAGGUGGAGCUGGCAGACUCCAGAGACGUGAAGGGGAGACAGACAUUUCAUCCUUAUCCUCCAGACCAUUACCUGGUCAGACAGCCCCCGAGAAAACGGCCGUGGUAUCUGAUUUACGACCACUACCGUCCAAUAGAGGGUCCAGGCUGCUGCUCAGAUUUUGUCGUGUCCUUCCACUACAUUAAAGCUGCCCAGCUGUAUGUGUUGGACUACCUGACGUACCAUCUGCGGCCAUACGGAUACAAAUACAGAUUUAAUCCAGAUGAAAAAACUGAAUCAACCACCAUUACUAGGCCCACAUGAAAUGUUGGUGUGUGCACAACAACCUUUGUACUAACUGGAGGACCGGUUGAGGGUAUCAGCAGGGUCUAGAGCCAAGCUUAACUUAUUUACCACAAGAUAUUUAACUUUUUCCAACCAUAACUGUAACUUAAGGCUUUUCAUGUUUAAAGAUGUGUUGAUUCCUUCAGCUCCCACAAAGGUCAGAUUUCAACUGUGAAAACUGUUCAUGAUGUUUGGGGAUUUGAGUUAGUGUGUUUUACUAAGCUAUAACUUUGUGUGUAGGAAGAAAUGAAAUGUAAAGAACAUGCGUGCCUUUAAUCUGUCUUCCUUAUUUUUGUCUUUUACGACAGUGAAAUGUGGAGGAGCAUGCAGGGAGUAUCUUUAGCCACAUUCAGAAAAAAAACUUAAAUGGCCGAUAGUAAAAAACAAAGCUGUUAAUGAUUAAGAGAAGAUUGGGUGAAGGCCAGUGAGAGCUGAUUUUUAAGAUUUAAAAAAUGAAAACAAAGCCGCAGUUUAUUGUACACUAGCCACCGAAAUAAGAAUGUACUGUCAAAUGCACAGUGACCUCACCUCACUGGCACUGUCCAGCAGUGUAGAAAACCAGCAGCACUGUAGCUCUGUCCAGAUUGUUAGGUUCAUUAUGUUCUGAAUAUUACACACUGUUGGUGUAUACAUUUCACUUUGUUGACAACAGUAUAUGAUUUCACUGUGAAUUCAAGCUGAAGCUUUGCUGCAACAACUUGCCGUGUAUUUAUUUUCCUUCUGCUAAAAACAAAGUGUGUUUUCUUCCACUUACCUGUCUUAUAUUGUCUUACACAUUUUUUGAACUACACGUAUUCACUGCCAGGAGUUCUGCUGCGAUCCACUGCAAGUCAGCAGUCUAUAAUUCUGUCUGUAUUUCAGACUUCCGAACUUAAUGAAUCCCAGUGCAUCUGCUUUAGAAAACAUGGACAUCCUCAGCAAACUGAUGUUUGCAUGUCAAGUCUGAGCUUCACAAGCUGCUACAGAGGACCCACAUAAGAUAUUACAACGCCAUUAGCGAAGAGAAAUGCUGUAAAAAAUAAGACAACGGGUGUGGAGUGUAAUAGUGUGAACAUCCACAGCCAAUAGCAGAAGUUGUAGACAUUUUUUUGCAUCUGUUUUUUGCUGUUAAGAUUCAUAAGACAAACACUACGCAACGUAAACCUGGUAAAAAGUAGCUAAUUUUUUUGUCCGAGUACGAUGAAUUGCAGCAUUUUAAAGAGGAUCAGUGCAACUCAAGUUUGGCGACUGCUUAGCUUUGUUUUGCAUAAAGACUGAAAACGGGAGGAAGCAGAUAGACUGUCCAAAGCUUGUCAGUUAGCACGUUCUAUCUCCUUUGUUAAUCCAUAGAGGUGUCAUCGGUGUCUACACUUCGAUUUUUGUAUGUGUUCUGAUAGCAGCUGUAUAUCUACAAGACAGAUAUGACAGUGGCAUCAACUCACUGAUCUAACUCUUGGCAAGAAAGUGGAUAACGUCCUGGUGGAACCAACAUCUAGCCGGGGACUCUUUGUUGCCAGUCAUCCUCGCCUCUUUUUCCACUCAUACCGCUCUACUGUCACUAAUAUGUCUGCAAUGGUUGAGACACAGCCAGAGGCUUUAGAUCAGCAGGACUGACGACCAUGUGUACCAGCUGUGUCUACUCAAAUAUCAAAUAUGUCAUAUAUCUGUGUUGCACUUUUGAAAGGGUAACUCAAAUGGACAAUCUUUAAGAAAUUAUAUUUUAUUUAUUGAAAAAGGGUUUACUCUGUUGAACUACCACGUUCUACGUUUACUAUUCCUUCUGGCACUUUUACAGUGUUAAACAAUAAAAUAUAUUUUACAGUCAAGUGUCUCUUUCCAUACAACAUUCAUCAUAAUGGAGGUUAAUAGAGUGUGUUAAGAUGACCUAAAACAACUACAGCGCAAGAAAUGAACAUUGAAGGAGCUACGACAUCGUGUGAAAACACAAUAAACAGGUUAAGAAUAAACCGCAUGUUUAGUUAUCAAGAUGUCCUUGAAGGCACCACUGCUUUGUGGACAACUCUUAAAGAAACACCUACGAACAGUGACCCACAAGAACAAGACAAAUCCCAGAAUGCAUUACCCUAGAAUAAAAUACAAAGUGUUUAAUACACUGUUGGCUCCAUAAACUACAUUUGUUACAACAGUAAUAUACAGAAACUAUAUUCACAUUGCAGGUGAAAGUGCCUCAAUUCUCAUGUUUUGCUCUGUGCUGUUUUCAUAUAGUAAUAUUGUCAUGACAUACUUCUUGCUGAAAUAUACAGUUGAACCGAACAGAUGUAGAUAUAACUGUGAAUAAUUGAUAUGUUGGUAGUCAUAGUAACAAACGGAAAUAUCUAUACUGUGUUGUCUGUCCACAACUGCAAGUCCUGCCAAGCUGCAUCGAACAGAUAGCGUGCUGACCGAGACUUUGAAUGAACUGUCUUGAGUUCGUUGGGAACUUUGUGCUGAGAUGUGAAAUCUUUUUGUCUGUUACCUUGUAUAGUUCCUGUCUUUGAGUUUCAUCAGCUCAGAGAACAGUUUGACGUCAGUGUGAUGAUGGAAGAAGUAGAGCUGGUUUGGCUAACCUGACGGCGCUGAGUGAUGACGAUGGGUUCAACAGGGAACUCGGACAAUGAAGGAGAACAGAGAUGCUUUUAUAUUUAGGAUUAGCUGAGCCGUUACGUUAGCUACGGAUGAUUGUUCUUGUUUGCCUGGUUUUCUUCUCAACAAACGAUUUUAAACACACACGUCAGUGCUGCACAGUUGAUGCCAACCUUACAUGAAACGAUUUUUCAAGAGAUUUCACUGUAGCAGACAAAUUUCUGAUGUUGGAUUAAAAUCAUGAGAGUCUUCUCUCAGUUGGUGCUCUCCUGUGAUCUCAAUCAUUUGAUAUAAGGCGGUCAUAAAACUCGGUCAGGGUUAGUCUUUUUUUUUUGUCUUAACAUUCCUAAAUCAAACAUGUUUAAUAUUAUCUUAAGUUUUUAGCCUUGGCUGGUACAAAAGCUGAACUUCAAUGACAUCAGCAUUGUCAACAACCAACAGCUGCGCUUGCUCCAAUACCAAACAGGAAGUAGCAAACCAGCUAGACUGUAAAGAGUGGUAGUGCUGUGGAGUGAACAAGACUCGGACACUUUAGGAAUUGUUAAUAUGUCAUAUUUCUUUAAGGGAGUUUGGCGUUGAAUUUCCAGCAGGAGCAGGAUGGGAAAUAAUCUCAAAAGGAAUUUAGUUGUAGUCUUGUAAAUAGUGACACUGCAAGAUCCCCAGUGUUUGACUAAACACUAACGUUGUCUUUAGAUGUGAGAUGGUGUAAGACGUAAAUGUUU
Molecule: messenger RNA, 4461 nt
Organism: Epinephelus moara (kelp grouper)
Lineage: Eukaryota; Metazoa; Chordata; Actinopteri; Perciformes; Serranidae
Gene: c1galt1a
Product: core 1 synthase, glycoprotein-N-acetylgalactosamine 3-beta-galactosyltransferase 1a
Exons: 4
Coding region: 176-1156 (326 amino acids)
Cellular component (GO): membrane
Molecular function (GO): N-acetylgalactosaminide beta-1,3-galactosyltransferase activity
Source: RefSeq, a predicted model, not a curated record